AUGAGGAGAAUUCCUAAGGUGAUUAUUAUCGGAGUGAAAAAGUGUGGAACCAGGGCUCUCUUGGAAUACCUAAAACUUCACCCUUUGAUAAAAGCCCCAGGGCCGGAGCCGCACUUCUUUGACAGAAACUACCACCGUGGACUUGACUGGUACAGAUCAAAAAUGCCAGCAACAAACGACCACGAGAUCACCAUUGAAAAGACUCCACGGUAUUUCGUGUCUCAAGAUGUGCCAGAAAAAAUAUACAAUUUGUCACCAAAUGUCAAAUUGGUAGUAGUUAUACGUGACCCCGUUGUUAGAGCAAUAUCAGAUUUCACUCAGGCAGUAAGUAAAAAUGAGGUGAAAUCCAACCAGACCUUUCGUAGGAGAGUUCUACGUAGAGAUGGUGACAUCAAUACGCAUUCGUCAAUCGUUAAAACGGGUAUUUACGUUCGCUACCUCACAACUUGGUUCCAGUAUUUUGGUAGAAGUAACAUCCAUAUUGUGAGUGGUGAGGAUCUUAUAGCCAAUCCUCUUGGCGUUUUAGAAACCGUGCAAGACUUUAUAGGUGUUCAAAGGGAGAUAGAUGGGAACUUGAUUUAUUUCAACAAAACGCGUGGAUUUCCUUGCAUAAGGAUGUUAAAACGGAACAAUACAGCAAAGUGUUUUGGUGCAACUAAAGGAAGAAACCACGUACAAACUGAUUCAGCAACACUUAAACGUCUGUAUGACUUUUAUCGUCCCUAUAAUCAGUAUUUGUUUAAAUUUAUGAACAAGACCUUUGAAUGGAAUGUGCUACAAAAGAUCAUUAACUAA
This is a messenger RNA of Mya arenaria, 795 nucleotides long. Its product is annotated as heparan sulfate glucosamine 3-O-sulfotransferase 2-like. Lineage: Eukaryota; Metazoa; Mollusca; Bivalvia; Myida; Myidae. The transcript has 2 exons. Gene Ontology annotation, molecular function: [heparan sulfate]-glucosamine 3-sulfotransferase activity. The record is from RefSeq and is a predicted model, not a curated record. The coding region runs from base 1 to 795 and encodes 264 amino acids.